Molecule: messenger RNA, 621 nt
Organism: Drosophila biarmipes
Lineage: Eukaryota; Metazoa; Arthropoda; Insecta; Diptera; Drosophilidae
Product: thyroid transcription factor 1-associated protein 26
Exons: 2
Coding region: 64-429 (121 amino acids)
Source: RefSeq, a predicted model, not a curated record
CAUGUGUUCAACCAUCGAUAAGUCGAUGAGUUUUCUGGUUAAAAUUUAAGAAAACACACAAAAAUGAAACCGAGAUCUCAGAAAACCCAAGGAAAACCCCAUGGAAAAUUCAACAAAGGCCCUGGCAAGGUGGCCCACAACCAGAAGCCUUACUUCAAGAGCAAAAACAAGCAAAAGGGAAAGGACGACAAGCCAAGCAAACCUAAUAAACCCGAGAUCCGGAAUUUGAAACGCCAGGAGAAGGCGUCCAAGGAGGCGGCGGAAAGGGAGAAGGUCCGGGCUGAGAGGGAUGCCCAGGUGAAAGCCUAUAAAAAGAAGCGUCUGGAGAAAACGAAGGCCAUCAGCAAAAAGACCCAGAAGGGUCAGCCCUUGAUGAAGGAUCGCAUGCAGCUCCUACUGAAGCAGAUCGAGGAGAUGAAGCGGCAUUAAGUGAGUCCCAGGACAUCUUAGUUCCAAGGAACGCCCUCUGAUAAGGGUGUUUUUAUUCUCACCAAACUCGUUUCGGGGAUUUGCUUAGGCGCUUUACUGUAGGGUUUUACCUAUAAGGCAACAUAAAAAUGUUUAAUUUUACAUUAGGUUUACUUUAUUUUUAAAUGAAUUACACUGUUUUUCACAACAAUA